Guillardia theta CCMP2712 is the source of this 4155-nucleotide messenger RNA. RefSeq lists its product as hypothetical. Gene Ontology annotation, molecular function: microtubule minus-end binding; gamma-tubulin binding. Lineage: Eukaryota; Cryptophyceae; Pyrenomonadales; Geminigeraceae. Gene Ontology annotation, biological process: meiotic cell cycle; cytoplasmic microtubule organization; spindle assembly. Gene Ontology annotation, cellular component: equatorial microtubule organizing center; spindle pole; centrosome. The coding region runs from base 1 to 4155 and encodes 1384 amino acids. The transcript has 15 exons. The record is from RefSeq and is a predicted model, not a curated record.
AUGGCGGGAGACAAGUUGAAAGAGGACGACGACGACAGUAGGGAGAGGCAGGUGCUGCGAUAUGUUGACGGCAGCAUGGACGGCAACAUGCGUGUAUGGGAGACUGAGGGGAGUGGGAGGGGUUUUUCACCCUAUCAAAGCAUCACCAGGCUGUGUGAGAACUUUUCGGAGAGGAGGGAGAAGGAAGUUUCCCGUCUUGUCUCCAGAGCGUACGAUGUCUUGUUGUUCGGGCCAGUGGGCGACCAUGUGAGUGCGUCCUAUGUUGAAGAGAACGUGGAGAUGUUGGGAUACUCCCAUCGCCAACAUGGGGACACGGACAGAGAAAAUGCGCUGAAAAUGAUUCUCGAGAAGCUGAAGUGUAACGUCGCGUCUCUGAACGGAGAUGAGUCCGUUUGGAAUGUUGCCAUGGUCCUGCUGAUGCUCCGCAAUACCGACCACGCUUCAAACAUGCCGGCGCAACAGAUGCGCAAGGAACAAGAUCUUGCUGUCAUACCUGCGUUAGAAUGCUCCGAGUUCUCUAUGAUUCAUCCGCAAACUUUUGAUUCGGACAGCAAGCUUUUCAGUCACCAUUUUCAACAAUACUUCUCUUUCGAUGAAGUCGCACAACAGCGAUCACCAAAUUUUGAGGUCCAUGAUGUUGAUUGUUACAAGGAUUUUCCUUCCUUAGAUGCAAGCGAGCCGUUCUCCUAUGACAUCCUCCUCCGCGUUAUGACAUCGCGCUCUCGCCCAUACCUCGAUGUCGAUGUUUCGACCUCUCAAAAACUGAAGGCUCUCCAGACAAGCAUUCUGAUCACCGGUGAUACGCACGUUCAUCAACCCUCCUACAAUAAGAAUGGUAUUGAAGGCUUGAAUUCCGAUUUCAGUGAACAGAAAAACUGCUACUGGGAGGAUAUGGUACGGAAUGCAAAGUGGGGACAGCAAAACCCAGCAACUCAGUUGCCAAUCAAAGAAUAUGAAUCGUUGUGCCGCUAUCAUCUUCCUGAUGGAAGUGAUCAGUUUGCAUCCGAAGAUAUGAUAGAUGAUAAGCAAGUCUUGCGAGAUCUGAAGUAUCUUGCCUUUGGAUUUGCCAGUGCAGUUUUCAAAGGAGACAAGGAGAGUUGUACUUUCUGCUUGAGGAAACCUUGUCGGUUGAAAGGAAGGUCAGUGACUCAGACUACAUCUCUGCUGGGUGAGAUGUGCGAUGCGGGAGCACACGUCGUCAUGAUCGAACAGUUCAUUUCGAGACACCUUUCAACUAACGAGAAGGUUGUCAAUUCCUUCUGCGGUGUUCUCUCGGAAUAUUUGCGAUUCUACAGAGAAAAGAUGAUAAACUUGAGCGCAGCUAUCCGGAGGCGUAGGGUGAGGAGCAAGAAAUCCAGGGUGGAGCUCGAUGCUUUGGGGAACCAGAUAGUUGGAAACGAAGAUUUUAAGGAAAAUAGUGACACAAGUGCAAAGCAUCACGGGAUGGCAGUCAACACAGAAUCUACAGUGAUGGAGAUCUACUGUCAUACUGAUCGCUUUCGACAGCAACUGCGUUUGUUGCAAUUUGUUUGUUCCGAUGUACAGAGAGCCCACGCCAGCGCCAAAGGAUUGAAAAGAUCUCAGCUCCUUCUCAACAGACUCUACACGCUGAUAGAAGACGAUGCCGGUGACAGCGUGUUGAAGAAAUGCCUGUGCCACACAAUGCACCCCUACUUAGAGACCCUCUCGAGAUGCCUCUUCUUUGCCGAAGUCCCUGAGGAAGGGGGAGAAUUCCUCCUGAUCCACGAUCGGUCGGUUCCACAAGGCAGCGAGGAUCAUUACUCCAAAGCAUUCCAGCUCAAGUCGGAAGAUCAGUGUCCUGAUUUCUUGAAGCCCAUGAGGGAGAGAAUUCUUCGGACCGUACAGGGGCUCAGUGUCCUAAGGAAAUGCAAGCCUUCUCAUCCUCUGGCUAAGAUUUCCUUCCGGCCGCCUAUGAAGCUCUUCUACAACUGGAGCGAUGUUCUGCGAUUGACAGAGUACCAUCGGAGAUUCCAUGACGUGAUUGAAAAGGUGGCGAUAGCACAGGCUAAGAAAGAGAGGAAGAAGCUGAGAAAGCAAGCGGAACUGGCUCGACAAGGUUUCCGAAGGAAGAUUCAAGAGCUCGCGUCCACCUACAGAUCCAUCGAGCAACGGGAGGCACUCGUCCUCGAAGCUGCGCAACGUGAGAAGGAGCAGCAAAGGACAGAGUUGAGGGAUCAGGUAGAAGAGAGGAGAGCCAGGACGAGGAAGAGCGAAGCCCUGGAGAAGGAGGAGGAGGAGAAGACUGUCAAUCAGGUCGAUCGCUUCGGGGCUUCUAGUGUGGAGGAGCUAGCUGCACUUAAGGAGAGAGCAGCGCAAGCCAUUAUCGAAGAGUACUCCUUGCGGGUUGAGCGGCUGAGAGAUGAGGAGAGGAAUGCGACAUGGAGCGCGAGGAGGAAGAGACUGCAAGACAAGCGGAUUGAGCUGGCGAUCAAUGACAUGAUGAAGCUGAGGGACCAACUUUUGCGUCGACAUGAAGGCAAAAGUGAAGAGAGCAAGGAUGAACGUGGAUCGACUGCUGCACCAGACGUUGAUCUCUCUGUGCGCACCACUGCUGAGCAUCUCCCGACGGAAAGGAAAUCUUCCAACGAAGAUGUUGGGGGGAAGGAGGAGGAGGAGGAGGGGAGCAUGCGAGAGGCACAAGCUUCAAAAUCUCUUCCAGAUCAGCUGGUGGAUUCCAGCGCAACAGAAGAAGCGACUGCUGGUGAGAUGAGCAUAACGCCAUGGCUGGACCGAGUCCACUCAGUUGCAAGAGACGCCGAAGAAUUCUGUGAAGAGCUUGCUUUCCGCAGAGUUGCAGGACCAGCGACAGAUUCCGCACGCGAGGCAUCAGAGCAGGCGGCAAGGAAGAGAAUUGACUUUGGAGGGCCACAGACGGAAGAUUCUACUGGCGAUCAGUCACAGAUCUCUCUGAUGGAGCUGGAGGCUUUGCAAGAGGACUCUUCUGAUGAUGAAGAUGACCAAGAGGAUGGUGAAGGGGAGCCGAACUCUGUUGACAUGGACUCGCUGGAGUCCGGAACGAGAUCUGCAGAGCCCCUCAACUUCGAAGAGGAGGAGGGGGGGGACUACAACACCCCUAUCCCCGUGGCGAUCGAGCACUGUAUUGUUAACCCCAUCCUCCUGCAGUACAAGCAAGUCAGCAAAGAGAUUGUUCGGGUUUUCCUGGACGACCUUGAGUUGGAGCGACACCUUCGAGCGCUGCGUCGCUACUUCUUUGCCGAGGACGGGCUGUGGGCGCGAGGGCUGGCACGAGGCGUUUACUCGCAGGAUGGUUUUGUCUACGGCACUGUCCUGCAGAGCUUGCAGCACAUCCUGAAAGAGGCGCUGGUUGAGAGUCGUUUGGACUCAGACCCGUUCUCACGCAGACUGUCGUUGCACCAACAGCUGCAGGACGACAAGCACUCGCAGUCUUUCCUCUAUCUUUCGUAUGAGGUGGAAUGGCCGCUAAGCAUCAUCAUACACCGAGAGAGCUUGAUGAAGUACCAGAGGGUCCUUGGGUUGGUACUUGAGAUCCGAAGAGCGCUUGACUGCUUGUCGACUGCUUGGAAGCAAUUGAAGAAUUUGCACUCCAAACAUCACCCGCACGCCCACACGACCUGCCACGCGCUCCGGCACCAGAUGCUGCACUACGUUACCAUCAUGCAGGCGAGGGGAUACCUGCAAUCUCAGAUGAUGCACACGAGUUGGAAGGAGUUGCUUCAGGGUCUGCGGGAAAGCGAGAAGAUGCAAGAUCUGCAGGACCUGAGAGAGAAGCAUGACACUUAUCUAGCAGCGGUGACAGACAGAGCUUUGCUCAGCGAGCGCACAUCGUCAGUGUUGGAGAUCGUUCGUGCAGCUUUGUCCUCCGUCAUUGACUUCAGUCGAGCAGUGGAUAGAUUUGCAGAGCAUCCUUCAGGUCCUCUGCAUGACUUUCUGGAUGAGGUGAAGAAAAUUCAAUCGAGCUUCGAGAACAGUACCGGGUUUCUGGUGAGAUCAGAGAAGUUGUGUGGAGAUGAGAUGAGGACUGGUGAUGAGAAUGCUGACAUCGAUAAUGAUGGAGAAGACGAUGAUGUUUGUAACGCACAAGGUCAUAUAUCUCAUGCUUCAGAAGGGAAGGAGCAAACAAGCUCACUUGCAGGACUUGCUGAUUCGUCUUGA